UAUUUUUUCCCGCAAACGGGGUUUAACUCCAUUUCGCCGAGUUCAUCACGCGCCAUCUGCGCGUCUAAGCGACGCAGAUAAAACUCCUUUCAUGUCCGUCUAGCUUUGUAAUUAACGUUAAUUUUUCUUCUGGAUUCGACUUACGGCUUCUCUGGUCCGAACAACCUUCGCCGCAUGGACCAAACGCGGCAGCCGCGAGAUCGGCGGCCCGAUGCUCUCGGACACCUCAGCGUCCUGCCUGACGAGCUGAUAUGCGUCAUUCUUGAGCACCUAUCGUCUUCUGAUCUCGUUCGUCUAUCUUGUGUUAGCAGUGUUCUUUAUGUUUUGUGCAAUGAAGAGCCACUUUGGAUGAAUUUAUGUCUUAGAGAUGGGGGUCAGUUCGAAUAUAAAGGUUCCUGGAAGAGGACAACCUUAUAUCGACAAAAUCUAUGCAUCAAGAUUGAUGAGUGUCAAAGACGGCCUCUACAUUUUGAUGGUUUCAGCUCACUUUUCCUUUACAAAAGAUGGUAUCGGUGCUUUACUACGUUGGAUGGAUUUACUUCAGAUGGUAAAGAUCUCGAAAGAAGGAACAACCAAUCAUUGGAAGCAUUUAACAAUAAAAUUGAUGAGAAGAAACCGGUUCUACUUACUGAAGUGGCAAGCACUUGGCCUGCAAGGUAUAAGUGGACGGUGGAUCAGUUAUUGUCCAAUUAUGGUGAUGUCUCUUUCAGGAUAUCUCAAAGAAGCUCUAAGAAAAUUACCAUGAAACUCAAGGAUUAUGUUUCAUACAUGAACUGCCAGCAUGAUGAAGAUCCUCUUUAUAUUUUUGAUGAUAAGUUUGGAGAAGUUGCACCAGCUUUAUUACAAGAUUAUUGUGUGCCAAGUCUGUUUCAAGAAGACUUUUUUGAUGUACUGGAUUAUGAUCAGAGGCCCCCUUUCAGGUGGCUAAUAAUUGGACCAGAAAGAUCUGGUGCUUCUUGGCAUGUUGAUCCAGGUUUGACGAGUGCUUGGAACACCCUUUUGUGUGGGAGGAAAAGGUGGGCACUUUAUCCUCCUGGUAGAGUACCUGUAGGUGUUACAGUUCAUGUUAGUGAGGAUGAUGGUGAUAUAAAUAUUGAGAGUCCAUCAUCAUUGCAGUGGUGGCUAGAUAUUUACCCUCUUCUGGACGACCAAGAUAAGCCAUUGGAGUGUACCCAGUUACCAGGAGAGACAAUAUUUGUUCCAAGUGGAUGGUGGCAUUGCGUGUUAAAUUUAGAUACAACAGUUGCUGUUACACAAAAUUUUGUAAAUACAUCAAAUUUUGAAUUUGUGUGCCUGGAUAUGGCUCCCGGACAUGUUCAUAAAGGAGUUUGCCGUGCUGGAUUUUUAGCUGUUCAAGAUGGUGUUAAUGAAUAUCUGAAAAAUGAUGCAUCAUUCGAGAUGAAUUUAUUGAAUUAUCCUGACAUGUCACGGAGAGAGAAAAGGCUCAAAAUUUUGGAACCAUUUAAAGAGCAGAAUGGACAACAUAACAGCUGGAAUUCUAUCAGCGGUCUUUCACAUGCUUUCAAGUGUUAUAAUCAAGAAUUUUCUUAUGACAUAAACUUCUUGCUGAUGUUUUUGGAUAAGGGAAUAGAUCAUUAUAAUACAAUUUGUAGCCCAAGCAACAUUUUAGGAGAAAGGGAGAUAAGGACGUGGCUCCACAAACUCUGGGUUUUAAAACCUACAAUGAGAAAAUUGAUAUGGAAGGGUGCUUGCUUGGCCUUGAAUGUGGAAAAAUGGUCAGCUUGCCUGAUGGAGAUUUGUACUCAUUACAAUUUGCCUUUACCGAUAGAUGAUGAGAAGUUUCCUGUUGGUACAGGCAGUAAUCCUGUAUUUCUUAUUUCUGAUUACGUUAUCAAAAUUUUUGUUGAGGGAGGUCUGGGCUCUUCUCUCCACUGUCUUGGUACAGAGCUUGAGUUCUACAGUCUGCUUGCCAAAAGCAAUUCGCCUUUGAUGAAUCAUGUUCCUGAUAUCAUAGAAAGUGGAUUUUUGGUUGCUGACGGUACUGGUUAUAGAACAUUUUCAUGGGAUGGACGAGCCAUGCCUGAUAUGAUUGCUAACAGUAGUCUUGUAAUUAGAAAAUACACUGCAGAUGGGUUUCCCUUUGGAAUAUGGAGCAAGAAACAAUUUGAGUUGGAAAACCAUGGAGUUAAUAUGUGCUCCAGGAUAUGGCCUUUUAUAGUAUCUAAACGAUGCAAAGGGGAUAUUCUUGCUAAUUUGAGAUAUUCGUUGUCCAAAAAUGAAGUAUUCCAUCUAGCUUCAUUUCUAGGUGAGCAACUCCGUCACCUUCACCUUUUACCAUUACCAAACAUUGAAACUCAUCUCAAGGAGAUAUCUGAGGAAAGAAACAUUCAAGAAUAUUCUGUUGGACAUAACAAGUUACCUGUGGAGACUGAUCUGAUGGAGGCAGAUUGUAAAGGUUUUGAUACCUUUAAAAAAUGGGAACUCCUGAUUGCCUUGUUAGAUAGAAGGAAGAAAAACAUAAAGAAUCAAUUAGCUCAAUGGGGCGAUCCUAUUCCAGGUUUUUUGAUAGAUGAAGUUGAAAAGUAUAUUCCGCAUGACCUUUCAAGUUUGUUUGACUUCCGAAUGGGUGAUGAUGGAUCACUUGAGUGCAUUCCAACUUGGAUACAUUCAGAUAUUAUGGAUGAUAAUAUUCAUAUGAAGCAGUGUUGUCCUUUUGACUGUUUUAAUGAGUGUUCUUCACAUACAAGUUUGAAAGUUAACGGUUCACAUGAUGCCUGUGGUCAAGGUGAUACAGAUUCAAGGAUGAAUGGAGUGAAUGAUCCUUCUGAUGGAGAAAAUGUGGUUGUGAUGGUUAAUACUACUCUGAGUGCCUGUAAUGGAAUAACAAAUUUGAAGAGAUGGUGCCCUUCUCACAUUCUUGAUUUCAGUGAUCUGUCAAUAGGGGAUCCAUUGUAUGACUUGAUUCCAAUAUACUUGGAUGUUUUCCGUGGAGACAUGUGCCUUAUGGCUAAACUUUUGGAACAUUACAAUCUUCCUCUCAUCACCAGUAAGCUGAAUCAUGACGAACUUUCUUCGGGACUACCAGAAAAUGAUAAGUGUAAGAGGCUUUCAUACCGUGCCAUGUGCUACUGCAUUUUACAUGAGGACAACGUCCUCGGAGCCAUUUUUAGUUUGUGGAAGGAACUGAGAACGGCCAAGUCAUGGGAAGAAGUGGAAGAGGCCGUGUGGGGAGGGUUGAACAACUACCAACACACCGAUCUAUGAUCUAAACUUUUGGUAAAAUAUUCAUUUCAAUUAAUUUAUGAAAAAUAUUGGACUCUGUAUCAAUUUAUAGUGCAUCCCUCUUCAAUUUCCAUUCUUUUGUGUAAUCUGAAUGGCCGAAAAUACGUCUAAGAAAUUUCCCAUUUAAAUUCGUAAAAAUAUAUGUUUGAAUCCUUGAUCUAAUAAACCCCUGUAAUUCUCAUCUUCAACGUCUAUGUUA
This is a messenger RNA of Phalaenopsis equestris, 3442 nucleotides long. RefSeq names its product F-box protein At1g78280. The record is from RefSeq and is a predicted model, not a curated record. Bases 175 to 3225 code for a protein of 1016 amino acids. Gene Ontology annotation, cellular component: cytoplasm. NCBI's taxonomy places the organism in Eukaryota, Viridiplantae, Streptophyta, Magnoliopsida, Asparagales, Orchidaceae. The transcript has 16 exons. Gene Ontology annotation, molecular function: protein binding.